CAGAAUCAGUUAGUUUAGUUUAUCACCCGCUACCAUCGCCAUGGCCAUGAACUUGAAACAACUACUUUCAGCUCCCUCUUCUCUGUCACGCCCCAACACACUCUCCCACUUCUCUGCCAACCCAAGAGGGCUAAAACCCAGUUCACUCCCUGCCUAUUUCCUCCAUUGCCAGCCGAAACGCCUUCGAAAAAUGUUGGUGAGAGCGAGUUUGAAGGUUGAGGAGAAGAGUGUUGAAGAAGAGUCUUCUGGGAGGAAGUGGGGGAAGGUUUCUGCCGUGUUGUUUGACAUGGAUGGAGUGUUGUGUAAUAGCGAAGAGCCUUCAAGAAGGGCCGCCGUCGACGUGUUCGCCGAAAUGGGGGUCCAAGUAACUGUCGAGGAUUUUGUGCCAUUCAUGGGAACUGGUGAAGCAAACUUUUUAGGAGGAGUUGCUUCUGUUAAGGGAGUUGAGGGAUUCAAUCCCGAGGCUGCAAAAAAACGGUUCUUUGAGAUAUAUUUAGAUCAGUAUGCAAAACCAAAUUCAGGAAUAGGAUUUCCAGGAGCCCUUGAACUCAUUACACAGUGUAAAAGCAAAGGGCUUAAAGUUGCUGUUGCAUCUAGUGCUGAUCGUAUCAAGGUUGAUGCGAAUCUUGCUGCUGCCGGUUUACCGUUGUCAAUGUUUGACGCUAUUGUGUCAGCAGAUGCUUUUGAGAAUUUGAAACCUGCUCCUGAUAUUUUCUUUGCUGCAUCAAAGAUUUUAAAUGUGCCCCCAAUUGAGUGUAUUGUUAUUGAAGAUGCACUAGCAGGAGUUCAAGCUGCCAAAGCUGCUCAAAUGAGAUGUAUAGCUGUGAAAACUACGUUGUCAGAAGAAAUUCUAAAGACUGCUGGUCCAUCCCUUAUCCGAAAUGAGAUAGGGAAUAUUUCACUUGAUGAUGUUCUCAGUGGUGGCUCUGAUGGCUAUAAUGAGACGAAGCAGGAAAAUCAGUAUCUUUCUACUUCUGCACAAACCUCUCCUUCAGUUCUCACAGAAAGGACAGAUAAUGGGUCAAUUCAAAACAGGGAUGCUACCAAUGGUGGAAAUUUUUCCAUUGGGGGGUUAGACAGGUUGCAGGGUUCUCGGCGAGAUAUUUUCAGAUAUGGAAGUUUGGGGAUUGCAAUUUCUUGUCUCAUCUUUACCAUUGCAAACUGGAAGGCAAUGCAAUAUACAUCCCCAAAAGCUAUUUGGAAUUUGUUAUUUGGAGUUGACCAGCCAUCUUUUGAACUGAAUAAAGGUGAAUCAAGGAACGGCAGAAUCCAACAAUUUGUGAACUAUAUAUCUGAUCUAGAAACCAGGGGAACUUCUCGAACUGUGCCAGAAUUUCCACCUAAACUCGAUUGGCUGAAUACGGCCCCCCUUCAGUUUCGCAGGGAUUUGAAAGGAAAAGUGGUUCUGCUGGAUUUUUGGACCUAUUGUUGCAUAAAUUGUAUGCAUGUGUUGCCUGAUCUUGAGUUUUUGGAGAAAAAAUACAAGGAUAUGCCGUUCACAGUUGUGGGAGUACACUCUGCAAAGUUUGACAAUGAGAAAGAUUUAGAAGCCAUUCGCAAUGCUGUGUUACGCUAUGGCAUCACUCACCCAGUUGUCAAUGAUGGAGAUAUGUAUCUAUGGCGAGAGCUAGGUGUAAACUCAUGGCCAACUUUUGCUAUUGUCGGCCCCAAUGGUAAACUCCUUGCACAAAUAUCAGGCGAAGGCCAUCGACAGGAUCUUGACGACUUAGUGGAGGCAGCUCUUCUGUUUUAUGGCAGAAAGAAGAUCUUGUACAACACACCAAUUCCAUUGAGUUUAGAGAAAAAUAAUGAUCCUCGCUUAUUUACAUCUCCAUUGAAGUUUCCUGGAAAGCUAGCCAUCGAUGCCCUUAACAACAGGCUCUUCAUUUCAGAUAGUAACCAUAACCGCAUAGUGGUAACCGACCUUGAUGGGAAUUUUCUUGUCCAAAUUGGGACCACAGGAGAGGAAGGUUUACGUGAUGGUAACUUUGAUGAUGCCAUCUUUAACCACCCUCAGGGCUUAGCUUACAAUGCAAAGAAAAAUCGCCUUUAUGUCGCGGAUACUGACAACCAUGCUUUGAGGGAGAUUGAUUUUGUCAGUGAGACAGUGCGUACUCUUGCUGGAAAUGGAUCCAAAGGUUCUGACUACAGAGGGGGAGAAAAAGGAACCAAUCAGCUUCUCAACUCUCCAUGGGAUGUCUGCUUUGAGCCAGUCAAUGAGAAAAUUUACAUUGCCAUGGCUGGCCAGCACCAGAUCUGGGAACAUAAUACAUUAGAUGGAGUUACUAGAGCAUUCAGUGGUGAUGGUUAUGAAAGAAACUUGAAUGGAUCUAGCUCUACAAGCACAUCAUUCGCACAACCUUCUGGACUUUCACUAUCUCCUGAUUUGAUGGUGAUUUAUAUUGCGGAUAGUGAGAGUAGCUCCAUUCGAGCACUUGAUCUAAAAACUGGAGGAUCAAGAUUGCUAGCUGGUGGUGAUCCUGUGUUCUCAGACAAUUUAUUCAAGUUUGGAGACCAUGACGGAAUAGGGUCUGAAGUACUUCUUCAACAUCCAUUGGGUGUCCUAUGUGCAAAGGAUGGAAACAUUUAUAUAGCAGAUAGCUAUAAUCACAAGAUCAAGAAGCUAGAUCCAGCUAGUAAAAGAGUCAGUACCUUAGCAGGGACAGGGAAAGCUGGUUUCAAGGAUGGAACAGCCCUGACAGCUCAGCUCUCAGAGCCAUCAGGAAUCAUUGAAGCAGAAAAUGGAAGAUUUCUCAUAGCUGAUACAAACAACAGCGUAAUUAGAUAUCUAGACUUGAACAAGGAAGAACCUGAACUCCUUACUUUAGAGCUGAAAGGUGUUAAGCCUCCUGUAUCAAAAUCUCGAUCUUUAAAGCGCCUUAGGAGACGAUCAUCACCUGACACACAGACCAUUACUGUUGAUGGUGUUUCGUCCAAUGAGGGAAACUUGGCUCUUAAGAUUAUGUUACCUGAAGAGUACCAUUUCUCAAAGGAAGCACGCAGUAAAUUUAGUGUUGAAAGUGAACCUGAAAAUUCAAUGGUUAUUGAUCCCUUGGAUGGAUUUCUUAGUCCAGAAGGAUCUGCAGUACUUCAUUUCAGGAGAUCUUCUCCCUCACCUUCAAUGGGCAGAAUAAAUUGCAAGGUUUACUAUUGCAAGGAAGAUGAGGUCUGUCUGUACCAAUCUCUGUUAUUUGAGGUACCCUUCCAAGAGGAAAUUCCAGACUCUGCCCCAGCAGAAAUCACACUUGCAUAUGUUGUGAAGCCCAAAACUCCAACAAGCACCUUACAGCUACCAAUUGCCCGCUAACCCAAAUACCAUGUAUACAUGUUAUUUCUCAAAUCAUAUUGAAAAAUUCCUGGAGUUUAUUUAACUUAAGAAGAAGAGAAGUUCCAUGCAGUGAGGUAAGAAUUAAAUUAUUUUGACCGUUUCUACCAGUAACCGUAUAUACUGAUUAUGAACAUUGAUAUCAAAUGGAUGACAAGAGCAGCUAAUUCUAGUCAACCAGUCAAUUUUCGAGAAUAUAUCUUUGAAGUGUAC
This is a messenger RNA of Corylus avellana, 3538 nucleotides long. RefSeq names its product haloacid dehalogenase-like hydrolase family protein. Gene Ontology annotation, molecular function: protein binding. Lineage: Eukaryota; Viridiplantae; Streptophyta; Magnoliopsida; Fagales; Betulaceae. The record is from RefSeq and is a predicted model, not a curated record.